Messenger RNA from Gekko japonicus, 1401 nucleotides. It is a transcript of the gene HDAC8, whose product is annotated as histone deacetylase 8. Bases 1 to 1041 code for a protein of 346 amino acids. The record is from RefSeq and is a predicted model, not a curated record. Gene Ontology annotation, molecular function: histone deacetylase activity. The transcript is spliced from 11 exons. NCBI's taxonomy places the organism in Eukaryota, Metazoa, Chordata, Lepidosauria, Squamata, Gekkonidae.
AUGAAUGGCUGGCUUGAGGCCAGUAUGGUGCAUUCCUUGAUCAAAUCAUACUCCCUACUUGAUUACAUGAGGAUAGUCCGGCCCAAGGUGGCCUCCAUGGAAGAGAUGGCAAGCUUCCAUACGGAUGCCUACCUACAGCAUCUGCAGAAGGUCAGCGAGGAGGGUGACGAUGACCAUCCAGAAUCUGUGGAUUAUGGCCUAGGUUAUGACUGCCCUGCCACGGAAGGGAUCUUUGACUAUGCAGCUGCCGUGGGAGGAGCCACCAUUACAGCAGCCGAGUGUCUGGUGGACGGCAAGUGCAAGGUAGCAAUCAACUGGCCUGGAGGGUGGCAUCAUGCCAAGAAAGAUGAAGCUUCUGGCUUCUGUUACUUGAAUGAUGCUGUUCUGGGCAUCCUACGGCUGCGGCAGAAAUUUGACCGUGUCCUCUAUGUGGACCUGGAUUUGCAUCAUGGGGAUGGUGUUGAAGAUGCUUUCAGUUUCACCUCCAAAGUCAUGACGGUCUCUCUGCACAAAUUUUCACCGGGAUUUUUCCCAGGAACAGGAGACGUGACUGAUGUGGGCCUGGGGAAAGGGCGCUAUUACAGUGUCAAUGUGCCAAUCCAGGAUGGUGUCCAAGAUGAGAGAUACUAUCAGAUCUGUGAGACAGUGCUGAAGGAGGUCUACGUGGCAUUUAGCCCUGAAGCUGUGGUCCUACAGUUGGGAGCUGAUACUAUUGCUGGUGACCCCAUGUGCUCAUUUAACAUGACCCCUGUGGGUGUUGGCUGGUGCUUGAAGUACGUGCUGCAGUGGCAGCUGCCGACCCUCAUUCUGGGAGGAGGCGGAUACCAUCUGGCCAACACUGCUCGCUGCUGGACGUAUUUGACUGCGGUCAUUCUAGGGAAAACGCUGUCUUCUGAGAUCCCAGAUCAUGAGUUCUUCACAGAUUAUGGCCCAGAUUAUGUGCUGGAAAUCACACCAAGCUGCAGGCCGGACCGCAAUGAUCCUCAGAGAAUCUGGGACAUACUCAGCUGCGUAAAAGGGAAUCUGAAGCAUGUGGUUUAGGAGGAAAAGGAGAGCUUUUCAUGCCACCUCUCCUGGGCCAGACUGAUUGCAAAUGGUGCGUUUUGCUGCCGCCAGGGGACUUUGGAAGAAGAUGCUGCCACCCCACUGCUCCAGGGACUCUACAUGACCAUUGAUGCUGUUGUCUUGACAACCCACUUCUUAAAAAGUAGUAGUAUUAUUGGGGGGGGAAGGCUUGUUAUGAUGGUUUUUAAGCCAGUUAGGCUGCAUUUCCAUGUGUGGUUUUGGUGCUCAGUUUUUUACCUUGUGGGGACCACUGAUACAGCUUGCCUGGCUAAUGGCAAAGGUGUGCUAUACCACUAGGGAUGAGAGAGUGGGGCCUUAGGCCUUCUGCCUCUUGGA